AUGGACAACUAUAGAAGCGGGGAAAAUCGUACUAACGAGAUGAUUCAAGCACAGAUGUGGUUCGGUGCAACCAAGGGUGGCAAAAAAAGUUUCAACCAUCAUGAAUGUUGGGAGGUGGUGAAAUAUUGCAAACGCUUCAUAAUUAUUCCCAUGGGUCCCGCCGUUGUGUUAAACGAGACGCCACUCCGUGAUUCCCCUAUGAGUCAAGACUCACCCAUCGAAAAGGAUAUGAGGUAUUAA
This is a messenger RNA of Prunus armeniaca (apricot), 240 nucleotides long. The record is from the annotation of a GenBank genome assembly. Lineage: Eukaryota; Viridiplantae; Streptophyta; Magnoliopsida; Rosales; Rosaceae.